CCCAGCAAUUGCUCUGUAAUUUCUCUAAAAAUGUUGGAACUUCAUCUUGUUCAGAAUUCGCUCCUCAAGAAGGUCUUGGAGUCGAUCAAAGAUUUUGUGACCGAUGCAAACUUCCAUUAUUCGGCCACUGGAUGCUCGCUUCAGGCCAUGGAUUCGAGCCAUAUUACCCUGGUGGUUCUUCUCCUUCGAGCGGAGGCCUUUGAACUAUAUCGUUGCGACAGAAACAUUUCCGUGGGAAUGAACUUGAACAACAUGUCGAAAAUGCUCGAGUGUGCCGGCAAUGAUGAUGCCAUUAGAAUCAAGGCUGAUGACGGCAAUGAUACUAUCACUUUCGUGUUUGAAAGCCCCACCCAACGCAAGGUUUCCAAUUUUGAGAUGAGAUUGAUGGACAUCGAUAGCGAGCAACUUGGAAUUCCAGAUUUAGAGCAUCAUGCUAUUGUUAAAAUGCCUUCUGUUGAGUUCGCUAGAAUUUGCAAAGAUCUCAGCAGCAUUGGUGAUACUGUUAUAAUCUCUGUGACGAGGGAAGAUGUCACGUUCUCAACAAUAAGCGAUAUAGGAUCUGCAAACAUUGUUUGCAGCCAGAACGCUGCUGUAGCCAAGCCAGAAGAAGCAACAGUUAUAGAGAUAAACGAGCCAGUUUCUUUGACAUUUUCUUUGAGGUAUAUGAACUUAUUCACCAAGGCUACACCCCUAUCUAAUACAGUUACCAUCAGCCUGUCUUCUGAGCUACCUGCCAUUGUUGAGUACAAAAUAGCAGAGAUGGGACAUGUUAGAUUUUACAUGGAUCCCAGUUAGAAGAUGAUGAGGAUGAGACAAAACCUCAGGUAUAAAUGUAUAAUAUUCAGUUGCCAUUUGUUUCAUAAAUCCAUUUAGGACGUUUCCUGCAGUAGAGUAGUUAGUGUAUUUUAGGAGUUUUUCUUGUCCAAUACGUACUUUUCUGUUUCUGAGCUUACAAUUUUAACAUUUUCCCCUCUCAUCAUAUGAUCAUUU
This is a messenger RNA of Cucurbita maxima (winter squash), 990 nucleotides long. Its product is annotated as proliferating cell nuclear antigen-like. The transcript is spliced from 4 exons. The coding region runs from base 31 to 795 and encodes 254 amino acids. The record is from RefSeq and is a predicted model, not a curated record. Gene Ontology annotation, cellular component: PCNA complex. NCBI's taxonomy places the organism in Eukaryota, Viridiplantae, Streptophyta, Magnoliopsida, Cucurbitales, Cucurbitaceae. Gene Ontology annotation, biological process: leading strand elongation; mismatch repair; translesion synthesis. Gene Ontology annotation, molecular function: DNA polymerase processivity factor activity; DNA binding.